CGGGCUUGGUAGUUGCUAGGAAACCGAGAAGCCCGGCUGGAGAGGGCGGAGCCCUGGAAAGGGCGUCCCCCAUUCUUCUCCUGGCUUUGUUUAAAUCCUUUGCUAGCCAAGCCGAAAGAUAACAAAACACCCAUAGCUCCCCCUGCUGCUAGUCGAAGGAACCGCGGCUUGGAUAAUCUACACUUAACUGAGGCUGCGCGUUCCCCUCUCACGUAGUCCCACUUCCCAGCUUGUCGAAGAAGGGAAGGAGGAAGAAGGGUAUUCCUGGAGACUGAGGGGGAGCAGGUAGAAGGAAAAGGAGAACUGGCAUGGGAAUAGAGGACGAGAAAAAGAGGCGGAGAGAGGGCGGGGCAGAGGAUGAUCCAUCAUUGGAAAGAAAUUUUAGAGGCCACAAAGAUGCUGUCACCAGUGUGGAUUUUAAUCUCAACGUGAAGCAGUUAGUAAGUGGCAGCAUGGAUUCAUGUCUGAUGAUCUGGCACAUGAAACCUCAUAUGAGAGCCUAUCGCUUUGUGGGGCAUAAAGAUGCAGUGAUGUGUGUUCAGUUUUCCCCUUCUGGUCAUCUUGUGGCAUCAGGAUCUAGAGAUAAAACUGUCCGAAUAUGGGUGCCAAAUCUCAAAGGAGAAUCUACUGUUUUCCGAGCUCACACAGGAACUGUAAGAAGUGUACAUUUUUCCAAUGAUGGUCAAUCGUUGGUGACAGCCUCAGAUGACAAAACAGUAAAGGUGUGGACAGUACACCGUCAGAAAUUUUUGUUCUCAUUCAGCCAGCACAUCAAUUGGGUCCGUUGUGCCAAAUUUUCUCCUGAUGGAAGGCUGAUUGUGUCUGCCAGUGAUGAUAAAACUGUCAAAUUGUGGGAUAAGACUAGCAGAGAAUGUGUGCAUUCUUUUUGUGAACAUGGCGGGUUUGUCAAUUAUGUGGACUUCCAUCCCAGUGGUACGUGCAUUGCUGCUGCUGGUACAGAUAACACUGUCAAGUUAUGGGAUGUCAGGACCAACAGGCUCCUUCAGCAUUAUCAGUUGCACAGUGCUGUGGUAAAUGCCCUUUCCUUUCACCCAUCUGGAAACUACCUGAUCACAGCUUCCAGUGAUUCAACACUGAAGAUUCUAGACUUGAUGGAAGGCAGGUUGCUAUAUACUCUUCAUGGUCACCUGGGACCAGCUACCUGUGUUGCCUUUUCAAGAUCUGGGGAAUUAUUUGCUUCUGGAGGUGUUGAUGAGCAAGUGAUGGUAUGGAAGUCUAACUUUGAUACAACUGAUUAUGGAGAUCCCCUGAAGACCCACAGAUCUGGCAGUUCGAAGGAUGAUGUCAAGAGUCCGCCAGAAAUGGAUUUCUCAGAAACUUCCUUCAGAAUUAAAGCUCAAGAUUCUAUCAGGAACCCACAGACAGAUGUAGUCACCCUUCCCCCAGCCAUUACCAACACUCUGGAGCAUAUCGUGAGUCAGUUGGAUGUCCUAACUCAGGAUCACAGAUCCAGACCUGGAAGGAUCUCCAAAAGUCAUCUAGUCCAACUCCCUCAUUUGACCCAUGAAGAAACUGAGACCAAGGGGUCAAGAGAUCAAAGUCACAAGGGUAAUUUCAGAGAUGGGAUUUGUACCCAGAACUAGGGAUCCCAGGUCCUUCCUCUCUUUUGUACCCUAGAUUAAUGUUCUCCUCCAGAAAUACACACUGUGAUAAUUAACAAACAACAACUUGGGGUCUAUGGACUCUCUGAUGUCACUUCUGUUCUGGACCGCGGCAGUGACCACUUGACCCAUCCCUUUUAAAAUCUAAGGCAUACUGUGGCAGCAGGAUGGCACAGUGGAUGGAGCAUCAGCCCAGAAGCCAGCAGGAUCCGAGUUCAAAUACGGUCUCAGAUAUUUAAUACUUAAUAACUUGAACAAGUCCCUUAACCCCAAUUGCUUUGCAAAAAAAAAAAAAAAAAAUCCAGUCAUGCUUUUAUUUCCUAUUUGUUUCUGCUGCAUCUCCUGUAUUAGUACUUCAAAGCUCUGUAUCCAUGUUACCAGAGAUGAAAAUCAACCAGACUAAGCAAGAACCAAACUCACCCCCGCCCCUUCUCCACUGGCUGGUAGAAAUAAAUGAAAGGCAGAAACAGCAUUUAUUAAGUUCUGUGUGCCAGGCACAGUGCUGGGUGUUGGAAAUCCACAAAAAGAAUAUGGGUCUUUUCCCCAAAACUUAUCUUGUAAGAGGGGGAGGCAGCACUAAUGAGGAAGUGGUGGCUGGAGAAAGGUAUUUUGGUCGGGAAAGUCACAGGGAUGGCGAGUGUUGCUGUAAAGUAACUGAUUGACGUGACCUUUCCAGGAAUGGUAGUGAUGACUUGUUUCCAAAGAUGAUGUAGAAAGGGGGUGGAGGCUGCAAAGAUUCGGGGGGCAGGUGGAUUAGUGAUGGAGAGUUUGGCAGAACUGGUUCCGGGGGCACCGCUGACCCAAUUCCAUCUGGGCUUGGACCACCACUCAGAGGGGUGGGGAUGGUUCUGCCAAAUAGCUCAGUCCCAUCCUUCUUUGCUGUCCCCUCCCCACCAUGCUCUCUGCCCCAGCCCCAGAGGUUUCCUCUUUAGGCUUUGAACGGUCCUAUUGCUUUCUGGGUGAACGGCUCUUUGGUGAAACCUGUUCUAACCCCCAACACUCGGGCUUUACGGGCAAGGGCCCACACCUGUCUGGCUCUGAGCAAUAGCAGCAAUCAAUAAGGUUGGGCCACUCUAAGAUUCGCAACAACCCAGUCAGGGAAGCAUUAGUGGCAGUAUUCCCAUUUCAUAGAUAAGAAAACUUGAGAGAUCAAGCAAUUGUCUG
Antechinus flavipes (yellow-footed antechinus) is the source of this 2786-nucleotide messenger RNA. RefSeq names its product POC1 centriolar protein A (gene POC1A). The record is from RefSeq and is a predicted model, not a curated record. The transcript is spliced from 11 exons. NCBI's taxonomy places the organism in Eukaryota, Metazoa, Chordata, Mammalia, Dasyuromorphia, Dasyuridae. Gene Ontology annotation, biological process: cilium assembly. Gene Ontology annotation, molecular function: protein binding. Gene Ontology annotation, cellular component: centriole; ciliary basal body. The coding region runs from base 309 to 1604 and encodes 431 amino acids.